AGUAUUUGAAAGCGGUAGAAAYAGCAGACCGGGCCAAUCGUCGCACUUCAUAGAUGGCACCGGUGCUCACGGAGUGAAGCAUGGGCUCCGCGGCGUCGCAGUCAUGGCUAGAUCCACCACCAGAAGCACCGAGGACGGGGAGUCUUGUGUAACCGCCUCCACGGACCGCGGAGAGACGCGGGACCUGGCCGAGCCCCGGGAGCUGUCUCUGGAGGAGGUCCUGAAGUCCUACGAGCAGCCCAUCAACGAGGAGCAGGCAUGGGCGGUGUGCUACCAGUGCUGCAGCGGGCUCAGGGUGCCCCGCCCGCCGCCCGGGAGAGUCUGCCGGGUGAAGGACCCGUCCUCCAUCCUCCUGCACAAGGACGGAACCGUGACGUUAAAGAAUGAUCCCCGGGACGACGAUGAAGAUGGACCUCCUCUUCCUGUUGCAGAGCGACAGCUGGUGCAGGCCCUCGGUGUGGCCAUCUACCGAGCUCUGGACUGGGGACUGGAUGACAGCGAGGAGAGGGAGCUCAGCCCGCAGCUGGAGCGCCUCAUCGAUCGAAUGGCUAGCGGAGACCCGAGCGAAGAGGGCAACAGCAACGCCAGGAACGGCACAACGGACGAGGGGUACAGUGGGCAGGAGGAGGAGGAAGAGGAAGAGGAGCAGGAGGGCGUGUUAAGGCCGGUUUGUACGUUCCGUCAGGUGAUGGUGCUCUGCGCCUCCCGUCUGGCCAACCCGAGUCUGGCUCCGGAGCACUACCAGGCCGUCUGCAGGGCUCUGUUYGUGGAGACUCUGGAGCUGCAGACCUUCCUCAUCAAAAUCAGAGAUGCAAAGGAGAUGCUGAAGAAGAUUUCAAGCGAGGAGUCUCUGGAGGACAGGUCCRCAGCCGAGCUGGACGCACUGAAACACAGAGACUGGGCUCAUCUGUGGGUGCAGCUGAUGAAGGAGCUCAGGCAGGGAGUGAAGCUGAAGAAGGUCCAGGAGCAGCCGUUUAACCCCCUGCCCACCGAGUUCAGCCUCACGCCGUUCGAGAUGCUGAUGCAGGACAUCCGAGCUCGCAAGUUUCAGCUGCGCAAAGUCAUGGUGGAUGGUGACAUUCCUACCAGAGUGAAGAGAAAUGCUCAUGAACUUAUACUGGACUUCAUUAGAUCCAGACCUCCGCUCAAACCGGUUUCAGAGCGCAGCCUUCCCCCUCCGCCCCCGCAGCAGCAGUCCCUCCACGACCGGGUCCUGGCAGAGAUCAAGCAGGAGAGAAAACUCAGACCGGUGGCGCCACACAGCACCAGAUCCUUUGGCUCUCUGCCCUGUCUGGCUCAGAUGUGUCCUUGUAACGUCAAAUCCACGUCAUGCAUCGACCUGUCUGUGUCAGAGCCCCGGCCGCCACCCCGUCCUCGCAUCCUGCUCAAGGCCCCGACGCUGGCCGAGAUGGAGGAGAUGAACUUAUCUGAGGAAGAAGAGUCUCCAGACCAUGGAGACCUGAGGAGGACAGAGAGCUCCCCCACACCCCUGAAGAGAGACCGGUCCUUCUCAGAGCAGGACCUCGCCUUACUCCGAGGGGACGUGCUUCCGUCUCUGUCACAGUCGGCCCAGCUGGGUGARACCAUCAGACUGCGGGACAUCAGACCCAGGUCCAGGACGUUGACUGGUGCCGGGCCUCCACCUUACCACAGAGCCUCCUUUCCAGUUCAUGGCUGGGUGCCGCCAUCUCCCGCCCGCCUGUCUCUGAGUUCAGUCGACGAGGCCACGGAGGGGCCAGAGUCAACACCAAGCUCCAAAACUGGAGACCAGUGGAUGGAGGAGUUCAGCCAUCCUGUGGAGAGUCUGGCCUUAACGGUUGAUGAGGUCAUCAAUGUGCGCCGAGUGCUGGUCAAAGCAGAGAUGGAGAAAUUCCUUCAGAGCAAAGAACUCUACAACAACCUGAAGAAGGGGAAGGUUUGCUGCUGCUGCAGAGUCAAGUUUCCUCUUUUCUCCUGGCCGUCUACUUGCUUACUGUGUAAAAGGUCAGUCUGCAGCUCCUGCAGUGCAAAGAUGAAGAUUCCCUCCAAAAAGAUGGCCCAUAUUCCUGUGUACACUGUGGGCUUCCACACWGCACCAAAAAGUCACGGACACAAAACCCAAGUCUACAAAUCCCUGCGAAGGCUAACCCGCUGCUCGGUGGAGGAGGAGUUCCCGCACCUGUACGCCAACGGCUGCACGCUGCGCGACGUCUGCGCCGAGUGCACCAAGUUCGUCGUCGACGUCAUUUCCUCCAGCCGCCGGAGCCUGGACAUCCUGAACAACACUCCAAAGAAGGAGGCCGUCCCCGCUCAGAGACCACAGCUGCAGCGUCAGUCCAACGUCGAGGCUUUCCCUCACCUGUCCGCGCYGCACCACCCUCAACACAAACAGCUCCACGCGUCCUCGCCGUCCCCCUCGCCGCAGCUCCACCGCGCGGAGACGAUCAACAGCGUGAGCCACUGAGUGGAUCAGACACUUUGUGCUGUACCGACCACACUCUGCACACAUUUAGACAGACAUCUAUAAUCCAGUAAGGUGCUUUAAAGUUAAUUUUGCUGGAUUGAAGCAUUAAAUGUAUCAUUUAUUACGUCGUGUUUAGAUCUAAACACAGUUUCUGAAGCUGUUUAGAACCGUUUUUAUAGAGAGAAUUUCCACGUCUGCUUUGCACAGCUGCAUUAUCUUCCAGAUCUGUUCACUUCUAAAGGUUUAAGAAAGAAGCUCUGCGUCUGCUACGAUGUGAGACCGAGGGCGGAGCUGAACUCGGACACUUAGUUUAACAUCGCAGCUCUGACUGUUUUGGUCAUGAAUGUAAGUUUGUAAAAGCUUGUACACAACAGAACAAUGUUGAUUUUUAUUAUUAUUAUUAU
Messenger RNA from Austrofundulus limnaeus, 2847 nucleotides. It is a transcript of the gene spire2, whose product is annotated as spire-type actin nucleation factor 2. The transcript has 15 exons. Lineage: Eukaryota; Metazoa; Chordata; Actinopteri; Cyprinodontiformes; Rivulidae. Gene Ontology annotation, molecular function: microtubule binding; actin binding. Gene Ontology annotation, cellular component: cytoplasmic vesicle membrane; cell cortex. Gene Ontology annotation, biological process: intracellular transport; actin nucleation; cleavage furrow formation. The record is from RefSeq and is a predicted model, not a curated record. The coding region runs from base 104 to 2443 and encodes 779 amino acids.